Penicillium antarcticum is the source of this 1428-nucleotide messenger RNA. Its product is annotated as mitochondrial 37S ribosomal protein bS1m. The record is from RefSeq and is a predicted model, not a curated record. The transcript has a single exon. The coding region runs from base 1 to 1428 and encodes 475 amino acids. Gene Ontology annotation, biological process: mitochondrial translational initiation. Gene Ontology annotation, molecular function: structural constituent of ribosome. NCBI's taxonomy places the organism in Eukaryota, Fungi, Ascomycota, Eurotiomycetes, Eurotiales, Aspergillaceae. Gene Ontology annotation, cellular component: mitochondrial small ribosomal subunit.
AUGGCCUCCGCCAGGCUAUCGCCAACGGCGAACCUUUUGCGCAAGUCCCGUUUAUUCGCUCUUCCGAAAUCCCUUAAAAGCUCUAGCGAGCCCUCAACAUCUCGAGCGGUGUUCGAAUCCGAUACAGCAACUCUGCCUCACCCUAUUCGGGCAGCCAUUGUCACGCCGCAAUCAUCGCUAGCCCGAGGCGAUUGGGGUCUGAAGAGACCUUUACCAUCUAAGGCGACAUCGGAGAAGUCAUCGAGACCUGUCGUCAGGGUUAACGCCCUCGAUACCUACGAACAUGUCACCGACUUCGAAUCCGCAGCGGACCACACCAUGACCCUCGAGAAGUUUCAAGAGCUACACAUGCCCAUGUCUCUUCCCUCUAGAGUCAAUUAUGCCACAAGCGUUCUCCCGAGGCACCAGAGCCCAUUUGAAGCACACCUUGAUAACACUCAGGAAAGCCGGAACAACCAGGGUAUCCAGGACCCUAGCGCCAAACAAUUCAGACACACCGGCCCUUGGCUCGCUGGACAGACAGAGGCGGAAUUUGCAGACUACAUUAAGCAAGUUGGCCGAAAGAAACCUGAGCUCAUGCAGAAGCUGCGUGAGCAGUUGAUCGCGAAGCGGUCUGCAGAGAUCCGCAAAGAGGCCCAGGAUAAUGGAGAGGAUUUGAUUGAUCAAGCUGUCACCAUUACCGAUGCAGAGUUCAACACCUAUAUCAAGACCUUGCGCAGUGACCCUAGCGCCCUUGGUCCUGCUGUCUUCGAUCUGCUCGAUCUGCCCUCCGGCCCUGCCAUUCCCAGCGAGCGCAUCGGACGCAACCACUUCGCAGCUCCCCCAACCAGCUUGUCCUCGGCUGAAUACGCUAUCUCAGGACCCCCGAAGACACACCCAUCUGCCGGUCUUUCGUACACACGCUCGCACGCCUUAAUUCAGAACCACGCCCGAUAUGGCCCGCAGGCUCAUCAGCGCCCUGUCGAGGCCCGCAUCUUGCGCCCUAAGGGCCGUUUCAAGGGCCGCAUGAACCGGGCUAUUGCCGGUGUCGGUGGUAUCGCCACUGAGGAUUUGAAUGCCAUGGCCUUUGUUGAGCAAGGCACUCCUCCAGGCCUCACCUACUUCGAUGCUUCCAUUCCCGGUGGAGGUAAAUACUGGGUCACCCCCAUCCGUGCUGCCAUUGAUGCCCAGGGCCGCAUUGGCCUUUCAUCUUACCGCGCCAGUGCAACUUCCAAGGCUCCCUACGGACUUGAAGACCAUUCCAAGCCUAACAGCUUGAGCGUCUCAAAUGUCGCCAACAGCGACGACCAGACAGUUCCCCGACUUGACAGACUCCCGCACCAGCAGCCUCGGUUCCAGUCUAGGGAAAAGCCUGGCCCGAGACGCCCCAUGCGGGGAACAGAGGAUGUCGCUCGCAGUCUCCUCGACAACCUUAACUCUAGAUCAUAA